Molecule: messenger RNA, 2907 nt
Organism: Myxocyprinus asiaticus (Chinese sucker)
Lineage: Eukaryota; Metazoa; Chordata; Actinopteri; Cypriniformes; Catostomidae
Product: CAAX prenyl protease 1 homolog
Exons: 10
Coding region: 260-1666 (468 amino acids)
Biological process (GO): CAAX-box protein processing
Cellular component (GO): endoplasmic reticulum membrane
Molecular function (GO): metalloendopeptidase activity
Source: RefSeq, a predicted model, not a curated record
GAACACAGUUACUGGUUACACGCUGCUUCACAUGAAUAAGAAAGGGAAGUGAUAGAGCAUGAGUUAUCAUUAUAAGUGCACCCCUGCUUAUUGUUUUUCAAUUUGUAGAUAUUUUGAUAACACGUUCUCGUAAGGGUUAAGUUUUGUAUUGGUUCGGAAUAAUAACGAAGACUGUGUUUGUCUUGAAUUGCGAGGUGACUGCUGCCGGAUUGCUCCAGGCUAAUUAACGGUAUCAACAAAUAACUGUCAGGCCGUAAUCAUGCUGCUGGAAGUUCUUGCAUUACCGGUUGAAGACAAAAUCUUUUACGCUGUCUUGGUCUUCUCAUGGACGGUGUAUGCUUGGGAGGCCUACCUCGCCUAUAGACAGAGGAAGAUCUACAGAACUACAAUGCAUGUGCCUACUGAGCUGGGCAAGAUCAUGGAUUCAGAGACCUUUGAAAAGUCUCGCCUUUAUCAGCUGGACAAGAGCAACUUUGGAUACUGGUCUGGGCUCUACUCUGAGACAGAGGGCACGCUGAUUCUGCUCCUGGGAGGAAUCCCCUUCCUCUGGAAAGUGUCAGGGAAUCUCACUGCUCAUUUUGGACUUGGUCCAGAGUAUGAGAUCUCCCAGUCUUUGGGGUUCCUGAUGUUGGCUACUCUUUUUAGUGCCUUCACUGGUCUUCCCUGGAGCCUCUACAGCACUUUUGUUAUUGAGGAAAAGCAUGGAUUCAACCAGCAGACACUGGGUUUUUUUCUGAAAGAUGCUGUAAAGAAGUUUGCUGUGACGCAGUGUAUUUUGCUCCCAGUAACAUCAUUGCUACUCUACAUCAUCAAGAUCGGAGGGGAUUACUUCUUCAUCUACGCCUGGCUCUUCACUCUUGCCGUCUCUCUGAUUCUGGUGACUAUCUAUGCAGACUAUAUCGCUCCUCUGUUCGAUAAGUUCACUCCGCUGCCGGAGGGAGAGCUGAAGAGCGAGAUUGAGAGCAUGGCGAAGUCCAUCCACUUCCCCCUCACCAAAGUCUAUGUAGUAGAAGGCUCAAAGAGAUCUUCCCACAGCAAUGCCUACUUCUACGGUUUCUUCAAAAACAAGCGUAUUGUACUAUUCGACACACUUUUGGAGGAUUUCUCUCCUUUAAACAAAACCGAGGGGGCAGAGUCAGGGACCAGAGAGGAGAAUGAGGCGACAGAGAAUGAGAACAAGUCCAAACCAAAGAACAAGAAGCAGGGCUGCAGUAACCCUGAGGUCCUGGCAGUUCUUGGACAUGAAUUGGGGCACUGGAAACUGGGCCAUACAGUCAAGAACAUUGUAAUCAGCCAGUUGAACUCCUUCCUGUGCUUCUUCCUUUUUGCCGUCCUGAUUGGUCGGAAAGAGCUCUUCAUGGCAUUUGGUUUCCAUGACAGCCAACCCACCCUCAUCGGACUGAUGAUCAUCUUUCAGUUCAUCUUCUCACCUUACAAUGAGUUGCUCUCGUUCUGUCUGACAGUGUUGAGCCGGAGGUUUGAGUUUCAGGCAGAUGCAUUUGCACGGGCUAUGGGCAGAUCAUCUGAGCUCUACUCUGCUCUCAUCAAGCUCAAUAAGGAUAACCUGGGUUUCCCUGUGGCAGAUUGGCUCUUCUCUAUGUGGCAUUACUCUCAUCCUCCCUUGCUAGAGCGUCUCAGAGCCCUGACAGGACCCAAGCAGGACUGACGGCUUUGCAAGGGGGAGCUACGUUCACCACUCGCUCCCCCGAGAAAGGGUCUCCGCCGGCCUCUAUUGGCCCUCUGAAACCAAUGCCUGUUUCUCUCUCUCUUUCCCUUCUGCUUCCAUGUCAACCUGCCUGAUAUUUUCCAUUCUCUUCCUAAGUGUUUGGUUUUCUCAUUUGUUUGUCAUCAGCCUGAGUGGUAAUUCAGUGUUUCAGAUGGCUUUAGAAACGAAUAAUGUACAAAAUGAGUCUAGGUGUUCAGUUUGCCUUUUGCAAUUUUUCUUGACAUGAUUUUGAUUUUUUUAACUGUAAAUUUUCCCCUUGGGUACUUUAUAGAUACAUGCAUUUAAACUUGUUUUUUUAUGUUUUGAUCAUCAAAGUGUUAUCCUCUGUUUGAUCCAUCUGAACCAUGAGAGAGAAAGGAAGUUAAAACAUCUCAGAGUGGACCGUAGCUCCACAUGACACCCAAAACAAUUCUUAGAUUUAGUAGUGGGUGCUUCAGAUUGCCGGUUGGUGUACUUAAAAUAAUGUCUGUCAUAUUAAAUGGGAAUGAGGAUUAUCUGCAGUGUAGUCAAGUACAUGGUUCAGAUGACAGAUGUUAUGUACAAACCAAUGAGACCACUGUUCUGACACUUAAACCACACAGGAAGAGAACUCAUUAUUUUGAUGGCUUACUUUUAUGGCUCAGUAAGGCCAGCUAAAAUGUUAAUUCCAGUAUUGGUUCUUUGAUAAAAUAUUUGAAAAAAAAAAAUAUAUAUAUAUAUAUAUAUAUAUAUAUAUAUAUAUAUAUAUAUAUAUAUAUAUAUAUAUGUUUUUUUUUUUUUUUUUUUUUUUUUUUACUUUUGUAACCAAAAAGGGUUGUUUGUGUAAAUAUGUUAAUUUUUGUGAAGUAUGAGCAACAUUCAAGGGCAGAAGUGACUUUAAAAAUUAUUUAGUGAGUAGUUAGAAAUAAUUUUUAUUAUUUUGUUCAUUUUCUCUCUGUGCCUGUGUGCAAGGUGUGUUGGAAUGUUGCAGUGAAAGUAUGUUGUAGGAACAUAAUAAUGCUGUCAUCUUUUUUCAUUUUCUCCUAAAAUCUGAGCCCUGAAUCAUAACGAUAAAAGUUUUACUGGUGGAAAUCUUAGUUUUAGGGAAUUUUAGGGCAUACACAUUUUUUUUUUAUAUUUGGCAUGCAAUAAAAAUGUUGGUUUCAAGCUUUUAAGAUAGUUGACAUGUUAAUGGAUUAAAGAGUUUAAGUGCCCACCUGAAA